UCCACUCCACUUAGGUUAAGUCUGACUUUCUCUCUUUUAUUAGCAAUUAUUGUUUUGUUUUGUGAGAGAUAUGUUACGGGGCUGUUGUCCAUUAACCAAGGCAGAAAUAUUUUAAUUUGAUUCCUCUAACCAUAAGAAAAUGUCCAAGUAUUUUAAAAUUGUUCGAAACAAUUGGAAAAAAUCUGUCCUAGGCUCAGUAGCAGUAGUGUAUGGGACAAACUAUGGUUAUGAAAAAUAUCAAACAAAGCAGUUGAUGAGAGCGUUAUGUGAAGAAGCUGCAAAGUAUGGAGAGAUACCUGUACCUCCAACAUUGAAGCCUCGAAAUGUUAAAGUCAUUUUGAACCCAGCUGCAAACCGAAGGAAAGCUAAGGCCAACUAUGAGAAGUACUGUGCGCCACUCCUACAUCUUGCCGGGUACUCGGUGGACGUCAUCAUGACUGAGAGUGAAGGCGAAGCUCGAUCAUUGGCAGCUAAACUCAAAGAUACAGACAUCAUCGUGGUUGCAGGAGGGGACGGAACUUUGUCUGAGGUAUGUGUGGAAUUUUAA
Macrosteles quadrilineatus (aster leafhopper) is the source of this 547-nucleotide messenger RNA. Its product is annotated as acylglycerol kinase, mitochondrial-like. Bases 140 to 547 code for a protein of 135 amino acids. Gene Ontology annotation, cellular component: TIM22 mitochondrial import inner membrane insertion complex; mitochondrion. Lineage: Eukaryota; Metazoa; Arthropoda; Insecta; Hemiptera; Cicadellidae. The record is from RefSeq and is a predicted model, not a curated record. The transcript is spliced from 3 exons. Gene Ontology annotation, biological process: protein insertion into mitochondrial inner membrane; ceramide biosynthetic process. Gene Ontology annotation, molecular function: acylglycerol kinase activity; ceramide kinase activity; ATP-dependent diacylglycerol kinase activity.